Messenger RNA from Physeter macrocephalus (sperm whale), 9959 nucleotides. RefSeq names its product transmembrane serine protease 9 (gene TMPRSS9). Bases 1 to 3288 code for a protein of 1095 amino acids. Gene Ontology annotation, molecular function: protein binding; serine-type endopeptidase activity. The record is from RefSeq and is a predicted model, not a curated record. Lineage: Eukaryota; Metazoa; Chordata; Mammalia; Artiodactyla; Physeteridae. The transcript has 18 exons. Gene Ontology annotation, biological process: proteolysis.
AUGGAGCCCACCGCCGGUGACUUACAGCUGGUGCCCAGGGCAACCAAGGACAUCCAGGCUACAGAUGCCGCAUGCUGCCGGGCAGCCCUCUCGGCCAUGGUGGCCACCAGCAUCGUCAUGGUCACCCUGGGAGUCCUCGUGGCCUCCCUCUCUACACAGGGUGUCAAUGUGGAGCACACAGCCGAGCUGCGAGGGAUCCGGUUUGCCCCCAGCUUGCAGCAGGAGACCUCAGACUAUUACCGCACACUGACGCCAACUCUGGAAACGCUGUUUGUCAGCAGCUUUCGGGAGACAGAGUUGGAGGCCAGCUGUGUGGGCUGCAGGGUGCUCAGUUACUGGGAGGGCAACGCCAGCAUCCUGGUGCGUUUUCGGCUGCACUUUAUGCAGCCGGCCCUGCGGACGCCGAGCCCAGGCCUGGAGGAGGAGCUGCUGCGGCGGGGACUCCGAGAGAGGCUGCAGGGCCGCGGCAUCCCCCUGGCCCCGUAUGGCACCAUCGUGUCUGCCCAGCUCACAGGCAACCAGAAGGGGCUGCUGACAGAAAGAGACUUAAAAUCAGGUCACUGUCCAGGGAAUGCCUUUUCCUGCGGGAACAGCCAGUGUGUGACAAAGGUGAACCCGGAGUGUGAUGACACAGCGGACUGCUCUGAUGGCUCCGAUGAGGCCUACUGUGACUGUGGUUUGCAGCCUGGCUGGAGGACAGCCGGCAGGAUUGUGGGCGGUGUGGAGGCAUCCCCGGGGGAGUUCCCAUGGCAAGUCAGCCUCCGAGAAAACAACGAACACUUCUGUGGGGCCGCCAUCAUUGGCGCCAGGUGGCUGGUGUCUGCUGCCCACUGCUUCAAUGAAUUCCAAGACCCCACCGAGUGGGUGGCUUACGCGGGCAGCACCUACCUCAGCGGCUCGGAGGCCAGCACGGUGCGGGCCCGAGUGGCCCGGAUCAUCACGCACCCCUUCUACAACUCUGACACGGCCGACUUCGACGUGGCGGUGCUCGAGCUGCGUGGCCCCCUGCCCUUCAGCAGGCACGUGCAGCCCGUGUGCCUCCCGGCCGCCGUGCAUGUCUUCCCGCCCAGGAAGAAGUGUCUGAUCUCGGGCUGGGGCUACCUCAAGGAGGAUUUCCUGGUCAAGCCGGAGAUGCUGCAGAAAGCCACCGUGGAGCUGCUGGACCAGGCCCUGUGCGCCAGCCUGUAUGGCCACUCGCUCACCGACAGGAUGCUGUGUGCCGGCUACCUGGAUGGGAAGGUGGAUUCCUGCCAGGGCGACUCGGGGGGCCCCCUGGUCUGCGAGGAGCCCUCCGGAAGGUUCUUCCUGGCCGGCAUCGUGAGCUGGGGAAUCGGCUGUGCAGAAGCCCGGCGUCCGGGGGUGUACGCUCGAGUGACCAGGCUGCGUGACUGGAUCCUGGAGGCCAUUGCCGCUGCGAGCAAGCCUCUGGCCCCCACGGCGGCUCCUGCCCCGGCCAUCCCCAGCACCGCCUGGCCCACCAACCCCCAGAGCCCGGUGGUCAACACACCCACCAGACCCACGCUGGCCCCCAGCGCCGUGCCUCUCGACUCAGCCACUGCUUCUAAGCCACAAGAGUGCGGGGCCAGGCCGGCGCUGGAGAAGCCCACCCGGAUCGUGGGCGGGUUCGGGGCCGCCUCCGGGGAGGUGCCCUGGCAGGUCAGCCUGAAGGAGGGUUCCCGGCACUUCUGUGGAGCCACCGUGGUGGGGGACCGCUGGCUGCUGUCUGCCGCCCACUGCUUCAACCACACAAAGGUGGAGCUGGUGCGGGCCCACCUGGGCACCGCGUCCCUCUCGGGCGUCGGCGGGAGCCCCGUGAAGAUGGGGCUCAGGCGGGCAGUGCUGCACCCCCAGUACAAUCCCAGCACCCUGGACUUCGACGUGGCCGUGCUGGAGCUGGCCAGGCCCCUGGUCUUCAACAAGUACGUGCAGCCUGUCUGCCUGCCCCUGGCCAUCCAGAAGUUCCCCGUGGGCCGCAAGUGCGUGAUCUCUGGAUGGGGCAACACGCAGGAGGGAAACGCCACCAAGCCUGACCUCCUGCAGCGGGCAUCCGUGGGCAUCAUAGACCAGAAGGCAUGCAGUGCCCUCUACAACUUCUCGCUCACGGACAGGAUGAUCUGUGCGGGGUUCCUGGAGGGCAAGGUUGACUCCUGCCAGGGUGACUCUGGGGGACCCCUGGCCUGCGAGGAGACGCCUGGCGUGUUCUAUCUGGCGGGGAUUGUGAGCUGGGGCAUCGGCUGUGCUCAGGCCAGGAAGCCAGGCGUGUACACCCGAAUCACCCGGCUGAAGGGCUGGAUCCUCGACAUCAUGUCCUCCCACUCCCUCUCCACGCCCCCGCCAUCCACCAUGAGGACGCCCACCAGCAGCCACCCUGCCAGGACGACGGCUGGCCUCACGGUCCCGGGGGUCGUGGCCAGCAGACCCACCCCCUGGGCCACCAGCAGGGUGACCAGCCAACCUGCCGACAGGACCACCACCGCCAUGACCACCACUACCAGGGGACAGACACCACUUCCACAUGCCACGGAGACCACCGUGGGCUCCCAGCUACCAGACUGCGGCCUGGCGCCGACAGCAGCGCUGACCAGGAUCGUGGGUGGCAGCGCCGCGGGCCGCGGGGAGUGGCCGUGGCAGGUGAGCCUGUGGCUGCGGCGGCGGGAGCACCGCUGCGGGGCCGUGCUGGUGGCCGAGAGGUGGCUGCUGUCGGCAGCGCACUGCUUUGACGUCUACGGGGACCCCAAGCAGUGGGCGGCCUUCCUGGGCACGCCGUUCCUGAGCGGCGCCGAGGGGCAGCUGGAGCGCGUGGCGCGCAUCCACAAACACCCCUUCUACAACCUCUACACGCUGGACUACGACGUGGCGCUGCUGGAGCUGGCGGGGCCCGUGCGCCGCAGCCGCCUUGUGCGGCCCAUCUGCCUGCCCGAGCCCGCGCCUCGGCCCCCCGACGGCGCGCGCUGCGUCAUCACCGGCUGGGGCUCCGUGCGCGAGGGAGGCUCGCUGGCGCGGCAGCUGCAGAAGGCGGCCGUGCGCCUCCUCAGCGAGCAGACGUGCCGCCGCUUCUACCCGGUGCAGAUCAGCAGCCGCAUGCUGUGCGCGGGCUCCCCGCAGGGCGGAGUAGACAGCUGCUCGGGUGACGCUGGGGGACCCCUGGCCUGCAGGGAGCCCUCUGGCCGGUGGGUGCUGACUGGGGUCACCAGCUGGGGUUACGGCUGUGGGCGACCCCAGUUCCCAGGCGUCUACACCCGGGUGGCUGCUGUGAGAGGUUGGAUCGGGCAGAACAUCCAAGAGUGACCGCCACACGGCUGCCCAGGCCUGGGACCAGCGACAUGAAGGUGGCAGGAACCAGCCGGCCACCCUUCCAGAGGAGGGGGUCCAGGUGGCAGGCAGGGGGUGGAGGGGCUGUGGGUAACUGGGGUGCAAUCUAACUGCAUAUUUUGUCCCAAUAAACACAGCCCCUCGUUUGCAGCCCACUGGCUCAGCCCUCCGUGUCACAGAAACGACAACUGCCCGCCCCUCAGCCAGGGCCCAGAGGUGGGAGGAAAGCUGGGGGUGGGGAGGCCUUCCCGGAGAGGGCCACCCCCAGCCUUGGGCAGCCUCACCUUCGAGGCUCCCUUUUAUGUGACCGACCUCCCUGUCACCUGGGAACCCAGGAGUGCUCGGGAAAGAAGGGGAGGGGGGUGCUGAGGCUCAGUCUCCACAGAGGCCCCUACAGGGGAGACGCACAGGGUUCUCUCCGCCACACUCAGCAUCUAUUUGUGUGACCCCAGGAGGUCACGGUUCAGAAGGGGUGUGGCCACAACUCCCAGGUCCAAACCCGGAUGCUAUGCCCAGGGCAUGAGGUUGAUCGCCCCGAGCGUGUUGCCAGAGCUGCUCCAGGUCUUUGCUCAAAGCUCUCCAGCCCAGACCCUUAGGAGCGUCCUUGCUCACGACCCUCCGACCCCCCACCUUUAGCGGGAGUGAACACAAUCUUUCUAAGUUAAGGGGUCCAGAGCUAUACACACACACACACACACACACACACGCACACAAAACAAAUGACAAAUGGAACCACUGGGACCAAGAUGGCGACAAAUCUGACCUCCAACAGACUGAGUCUGGUUAUACGCUGAUUUGACUACAUUAGCAUAUUAAAUGACACACCUACCGGCAGCCAGGACCAGAUUAAGGAUCAAAACAAGAUAAAAGGGGGGUGACCCCCCCCCCGCUCCCUCGAAAAAGCCCUGCCCCUCCCCCAGGAGACUACCGCAUAUGGCUCCCCAUCGUUAACCUCACUCCUCCUCCCUUCAGAAUUAAAUGCCCCUCGCCAGGUGGGCAAGAAGUUCGUCUGUGAGCUUAGCUCCCACUUCUCCAGUCUUUGGCCACUGAAUAAAGCUUGCGCAUCUCAGCUUCUGCUUCCUUAUUCACCGACUCCCAAAUGGAAAAAGGACCCCCCCCCCAUCCCGAGGCAGCGAGCCUUGGCCAGGCAAGCGGGGUCCAUACGAUUUAAUUUGGGAACAAAUUUUGGCGCCCAACGUGGGGCCCAUUCUGUCCUGUAACUCAGGGCUGAACUCACUGACCCGGGGCUGACAAGGCCAGCUAAAUAACUGGGCAGUCUGCCCCAAUUCUGAACCUCUGGGCCAGUGAGGACUACCGAAUUUAGUCUGAGAUCUAAAAGCAGCCAAGGAUCAAGUGGCGCGCUCCCCAGGUAAAGGCCCCCCGUGCAACUUAUCUACAGCAAGGACGCUUGCUACAGAUUGGGGCAGUGUCCAGGGGACACCUGACACGGGGUGGGCGCUGACCCCGCUCCGGCCGAGGUUUGGCUGUGAGGGCUGGCAAGUUAAGGGAAAGGAUCCUGGUCGUCUCGUUGGAGACAGACCUCAGUCUAGAGGACCGGACUGGGCAGCUGGUCAUCUAAACAGAGCCGACGCCCUGGCAAGGGGAGAGGCGAGAUCGCACCAUUGGUUGCCCGGUUGGACUAGUUCCCGGCAAGGGGCGUGGACUGGACAGGAAGCCCUCCAGAGGCCACGGCGUGGCAAGGACAUCUCCUUGUGUGUGAUGUGAGCCCUAGUCUCUGUUCUUGGCGCAGGGAAGCGUCAGGCUCUGACCUGUGUGGCCCUGCCUGUCCUAGUGCUCUUGGAAGUAGUACGUGCCUCAAACAUAGGUACAGGCUGAGCGCUUACAGGCCUCUAGGGCGCUCGCCGCCAAACAGACUCUCGUGAAAGGGUACGCUGGUCGUGGACCAGGGUAGGUGAGCACCAGGCCCGCUGCCGCCUGGAAGCACGCGGUAGAACGCUCAGCCCCACCGCUGCGGAGUCCCCACCUCUGCGGAGUCCCCACCUCUAGGCUCUACUCGGAAACCCAAGAGCACGUCUUGUGUUGGUUCCUCUUGCCCUAACUGGCCAUCCCGGGCAGGGUCCACGUCUCUCUCAGGCAGGUCUCUCCCCGCCACCCUCCAUCGCAGGUCCCUAGGAAUCCCUCCUCUGAGCCACAAACCCUUUAAAGAUCUUGUUUUUGCCAGAUUUCAGGAAAAUCACUUUGCCUGGCUGGGGAAGGAAGAGGACCUCCACAUUGUCCGAAGGCCUUGGGUCCUUGUAGCUGAGCGUAGAGAAAAUUGGAUACAUGCCAAAUGGGCAUUCGGCCUUCCUGCCUGUUUACCUGUCACCGAGCAGGGACACGCCCUCUUUGAACAGACCUCCUUGCCUGCCAGGGAGGCCCUGCGGGCAUUUCGCCUGAUUGGAGAGAGAACCCUUAUUUCCUACUCCGCCUUUACCCUAUAUCUCCAGGGACUGGUGGCUGAAAGCACCCACCUACACUGAGUAUCUCCUACAGCCCCACAAUGGGUCUGGCAAUGUCAAGUCGCUGAAUUAAAAGGGGACCUUAUAACCUAGGCCCUCUCAGACAGCGCCUCCCCUUCCAGGCCCCACGCAGACUGGUUCAGGUUUCAGUUAGAGCGCCGAGACCUCUCGGUGUGGGAUCCAUACCACUUAUCAACCCUGGGACUCCCUUCUCCCCACAGCACUUUUCAAAAUGCAAAUAGCGGACUUCCCUGGUGGUGCAGUGGUUAAGAAUCCGCCUGCCAAGGCAGGGGACACGGGUUCGAUCCCUGGUCCGGGGGGGAUCCCACAUGCCGCGGAGCAACUAAACCCGUGCGCCACAACUACCGAGCCUGCGCUCUAGAGCCCGCGAACCACAACUACUGAGCCCAUGCGCCACAACUACUGAAGCCCGCGCGCGUAGAGCCCAUGCUCUGCAACGAGAAGCCACCGCAAUGAGAAGCCCACUCGCCGCAACUAGAGAAAGCCCAGGCACAGCAACGAAGACCCAACACAACCAAAAAUAAGUAAAUAAAUUUAAAAAACCCCCAAAACGCGAGGUUACUUCUAAUCUCUCUCCUGGGUUUGGAGUCUCAGCCUGACGGUCCUCGUGACAUCCUCCCUCCACCAAGGGCAGCUACUCCCCCUUCUGACAGUUCACCUGAGACUCCUGAGUCAUCUACCCCUACCUCUCCUGGCUCCCUGAUGCCUCCUACUCCCCCCAAUCCACCAGCCCCUACCUGCUGCCCCCUCCCCGACUCUCCCACCUCCCUCUCUCCACACAGCUCCCUCGGGAACCAGUCCACUGCACACCCGUCGCCACGUUCAGUACCAGCCCUCUGGGAUCAGUGGGCCGUUCCCCCUUCAGGAGGUCCCCAAAGGAGGGGGCAGUCUGACCACAUGUAUGUACCCUUGCCUUCCCAGAUCUACAUAACUGGAAGGGUAGAUCCAAGGGUUUGAAGGAUACCCCGAGGGAGUCCUUCAUGUAGUCCAGGGAAUAUUCACACCCACUUCCCCACUUGGCAGCUGUCCACACCCUCCUGAACAUCUUAUUCUCCCGGGAAGAAAAGGCACCGAUUAUAAGUAAUGCAAGGGAGGAAGCUGAUGAGACCCAUCAAAAUAAUGCAGGACACGCUCUACACCAGCCUGGAAUCCAGGCCGUUCCCAGCACGGACGCUGGGUGGGGCUGCCGAGAGGAAAACAAACGGCCGGCAGCACCUCAUGCGUUUCAGGGGUGUGACUGUGAAGGGCAUUCAUUUGGUGAAGAAGAGACCCAUAAACGGGACAAGGGUUCAGGGAUCAUCCGGGGCGGAAGGGAGAGCCCCCCGGCUUUCCUGGAACGCCUCAGGAGUGCCGGCGUGUACACAGACGUGAGCCUGGGGUCAGGGGCAGGGCAGGCCGUUCUCAAGGCCCAUUCCACUUCCCAGAGCGCCCAGACACGAGGAGAAAAUGACAGAAGUCGGAGACAGGGCCCCCGGGCCCACUCGCCAGGGCUGGAGCCAGCAUUUCGGGGCUUCAACCACCGGGAUCCGCGGGCGGACGCCGAGGGAACAGACGAGCAAAAGGAGCUGCCAGCAUUCCAGCCGCCAGGACUCAGGGUCAGCCGGCCGCCCACUGAUGACGCCCCCCCACCCACCCCGAAGGGACCCCGGGACAUCGGUGAGUCGCCAGGGCUUUGAAGACCACACCCACAGUGGAGAGCAGGGCUCAAAGCCAAUCAGGCUGCACAGUGCCUGGUGCAGCGCCACCGGAAGGGGGGCCCCAAAGGCCUCGAAGGAAGCCAAGGGGACCACGGUGUCCUGGCCCAGCCUCGCGGUCCCACACAUGGAAGAGGAGGGCUGAAGGGGCCUCGGCUGACCCUGACCGUCGGGGGUAGAACGGCUGACAUUCUAGUCACACACGGGCUACCUACUCAGUCCUGAACACCCCACAAGGCAGGCUGGCCAAAGAAAACUGUACAAGGAUGGGAGUGGAAGGGGAGUCACAGGAAGGUAAUAGAGCUGAGCGUAGUUUGGAAGACAGAAUGUUCUCUCACUUUUCUACGUCCCGGAACGCCCAAUUCCUCUAAGAGCAAGAGACCGACUACACAGAUUGGCAGCUACGCUUUAUCUGAGACAAAAACCUUACCACUGAAACACCUAAGACCCCCUUCCGUUCUGGAGCCCUAGUGCUACUGCCCUCGGCCAAAAAUAAUGGCCCAGGGAUAUCCCUGGUGGCCCGGGGGUAAGGCUCCACGCUCCAAUGCGGAGGGCCUGGGUUCCAUCCCUGGUCGGGGAACUAAGAUCCCACGUGCCACGGGGCAACUGAGCCCGUGCGCCGCAACUACUGAGCCCAUGCGCCACCGUGAAAGAUCCCGCGUGCCGCAAGGAGGAUCCUGCGUGCCACAACUAAGACCCGGUGCAGCCAAAUAAAUAAAUUAAAUAAAUAAAUAUUUUUUUAAAUGGCCCAAUUAUCCUUAAGGGGGUUAAUCCCUCUGUACGGUCCUGCAACACUGUGGGCACCGCCGGUCCUAGUCAAGCUGCGACCCGACCACAAUCACCCAGAUAAAGAGCAACACCGCUUAAGGAAAGCAGCCCCGAGUGGGCUUCAAAGCCCACUCAAGCAAGGGCUUCUCAGACCCUGCCAGUGCCCUGGCAACCCUUCUAUUCUGCCAGUAAAGAAGCCGAAUGGGAGAUACCAGCUAGUUCAGGACCCCUGGGCCAUAAAUGAAGCUACGGAGGAGAUUCACCCUGUGGUGUGAAAGCCGUACACAUUACUCUACCCUAAACCCUGAGAGGACCUGGUACUCUGUUAGACUUAAGAGAUGCCUUCUUUGUGUGCCCCUAACCCCAAAAUCUCAUUAAGAUUUUGCAACCGAAAGGCAGGAACCCCGACAGCACGAGGAAACAACUGUGCUGGGUGGUUCUGCCCUGAAGAUCCUGGUGAGCUCGAAUUAGAACAGGGAACUAUACUUCAGCAUGCGGAUGACAUUCCCAUCACCAGCCCCACCAAAGAGCCUUCCGACUGUAACACAGCUAACGCCUUCAAUCAUCUGGCGGAGAGAGGACAGGAAGCUUCAAAGGAAAAAGCCCAGCUCCCCCUCCAGCGGGUAGAACACUUAAGAUUUAUAGUAGAAAAGGGGCACAGGGCGCCAUCUAAGGAGAGGAAAGGGCUGAUGUGCCAGACGGCAGGCACCCCUGGUGAGGGAAAGCAGCUCCGGGGUUUCCUGGGGAUGCCUGUAUAGGGAUUCCCAACUUUGGCUUAAUUGCUAAGCCCUUGUAUGAACAAUUAAAAGGGAAGAAUCUUGACUUCUGGAGUGGACCCCAGUCGUAAGUGGGCACUCCUGGAACUGAAAAGCCAUCUCGUGAGAGCCACCCCCCGCUUCCCCGCGACCUGAGCCGUCCCCUCCAUCUACAUGUACCUGAGAGCAGGAACUGCCCCGGGGGAGCUUUCACAAAACCGGGACCUCUGACUCGGGGUCGUAGCUAAAGGGUGUCCCCCGUGCUUACGGGCUGGAGCUGGUACUUCUCAGCUCUUCAGAGAGGCUGACAAAUUAACCUUUGGACAGGCCCUGACCAUCUGGUACUCCCACCACCUCCAGCCCCUCAUAACCCUGCCAAGUCCAAGCCGCACUUCUAGACAACACGUCUGUGACUGAGGCCCUGUAAUGUCCUCACCCUGCCCGCCUGCUACCUCAGCCAGGUCCCAGAUUAACCCGUGGUCGUGAGAAAGCUAUGGAACAGGGUUACCCCCGUCGGCCUGACCUGAAGAGCUCCCCUAGACAGAAUGCAGACUCAGAGGGGUUCACCCACGGGAGGAGCUUUAUGAAAGAUGGGACACGAAAGGCAGGACGUGGUGGCCCAGGUGGUUUCCAUCGCUCGAGGGGUGGAGGCUAAAGCUCUGCCCUCUGGCCGCUCUGCUCAGAGGGCCCCGUUAACUGCCUGGAUUAACUGUCCUAAUCAGGGCACUAGAGCCAGGGAAAGGAAAGCUGUCACUACCUACACGCUCAUGGGGCCAUGUGGAGGGGGAGGGGAACGCUGACCUCAGGGAACAAACAGAUUAAGAAUGAGGGAGAUGGGCUUCCCUGGUGGUGCAGUGGUUGAGAGUCCGCCUGCUGAUGCAGGGGACACGGGUUCGUGCCCCGGUCCGGGAAGAUCCCACAUGCCGCGGAGCGGCUGGGCCCGGGGGCCG